GCAGGUUCUACCGGCAAUUGGCGUUCGGCUUUUCGCUAACGAGCAAAGUUUUCCACGGCGCACUCUAAUUUUCCGGCCAUUAGUGGCAUGUCCACCGACGAGGAUUCCCUGGGCAGUCCCCUCAAGCCGGCCACGCCCACUCCGGGUGAACGCGAGCGGGAGCGGGAACGUCCGAGGGGCGGACGAUCCGGAGCAGCGGAUCUGCUGCGCCAUCAGCAAAGUUUCGAGGCGCGAUAUAGUAGCAUUAUCCAGAAGCCAAUCUGGGAGACGAGCAUCAACAAGGAUGUGCUGGAGCGUCAGCUGAAUGCCUAUUUUCCCUUCUCACGGAGUGCAUCUCUGUCGAAGGAUGGUUCUGGAGGAUUCGAUCAACUGCUGCCACCUUCCACUGGAGGAAGUGGAAUGAAAACCCGAUCCCUGGCCACCACGCCCACCAGGAGGCCGGGUGCCUGUCUGGAGAAGCUGGAAACUGUGGAUGUGGCCGCCCUCGAUCAGAAAAAACAGGGGAAAUAGCUAACGAAGUCCCAAGGAUAAAGCUUGCUCAUUCAUUGUGAUGUCCGUAAGGUUGAAAGGCAAUUUUUUGACAUUUUUAGACUAAGAUAGGAUAAGACGCAUAAAGCCCUGGAUUUAAAAUACAAUCAAAUAUUAAUCAUUUGAAAAAUUUGUGAACAAAAUUAAGUAUAAACCGAUAAGUCGCAUAUUCGAGUGCCACAAUUUCUAUCGACCAAAGAAACAUAUCAUGAAACAUUUUUUAUAAUUAAGAUGUAAUGGGAUACCCAACUUUAUUAAAAUACAUUGCAAAGAAACACAAAUUACAGACGGCAUAAAUGCGUAUAUUAUAAUGAUAUUAUCAAACUAUCAAGUGACUUUUUAAAUAUACCUACUGUUCAAUUUAAAGUUUAAGAAACUAAAAUCAAAUAUCUAUAAAAUCGAAUCGAUAAAAUAGAUCCAUGAAAUCAAAAAGAAGUCUAAGGCUUCUAAGACACAAUUUUCAAUACAACUUUUUUAAGUAUUUUAGGUAAUCCAGGAAGUCUAGCAAUUUCUCUAAAACCUACUGUCUAUUUAGCACCCCAAAAGAUUUGUCUGCAGCACUAAAAAAAAUCUAUUUGCAUAGUUCAACCAAUGUCAAUGUAAAAUACACGUUUUAUUCGCUAAGGAUAUGACCAUAUCCCCGGAUCAAAGUGAACCCUAUUUAAGCUACUAUUAUUCAAUCUUCUUCAAUAAAACAAAGGCUUAUUGCAUAUUCAAUUUGGUGUCGAGUCAAACGGAUAAGGCCAUGACCCAUAUAAAUCUCCACAGGCGUCCUGGCUAAAUCUAAUUUAUGAGGAUAUUAUGCGAGAAAAUUCUAGGAGGGGGUGGGAUGUGGGAAAAUAAGGGAAAUGGGAGGCCCCAGAGAUCAAAUGUAAUAAUCAAAUGUAUUUGCAGCAAUUUUCGCUUCAGCACCUUGAGCGCGAAACGAGAAAGCACUUAAGUGGAAAUGCCGCCAGUCAAACGCUAAAAGCCCAGCCCCUUCCUUUUAUCCUGUCAGCCGGGGAAAACUUCCUCCAUGGAGCUAAUAGUUUUUCCACUUUUCCUUUGACUUUCACUUCCGCUCGCUCUCUCUAUCUCCUUCUCUUUCUCUUUCUCAACAAGUUGCUCAAGUGGUUCGGCUAUUUCCUUUGGUUUUUGCCCAACUUGUUGAUUUAAAUUCAUGAACGUUUGGCACAAAGAAAAAUCUCGUUUCUGUUUUUUUUUCGGGUUUUUUUUUCUCUCGACUGACUGUGCGUGUAUUUGUCAGGCUGGAGGACCGGAGAACCGGAGGAUUCCCACUCAAUGUCCAUGUGUUUGGCCAGACACUUGACAUAAGCACUUGGCCUGGACACAUCCACCCUCCGUGGGUUUUCCCUCCGUGGGUUUUCCCUCCCUGGUGGUGUUUUCCCUGGUGGGGUUUUAGUGUCAACUGCAGCCAGGGUCUUCCAGUGCGUGUCCAUUUAAUUGACUGUCGACGGUUUCAGCACUUGGAGCUGCCCAACUCAGUCUGCUCCAUUGGUCAUCGUAGGUUGUUAAUGACUAAGCAGGGGCACUUCAAAAUUGAUUAGUUGUUGUUGGCUGGUAUCUGAUUUAAUUGCAGGCUUUUCCACAUAAAUUAAGGGUGCACUAAGUAAACGUCGAAUGAUCAGGAAGAUGGAAAUCCCUGACUUGAGCUGCAUGUGAUUAAUUAGAGUUCGUCUAGUAUUUAUUUCAAUUGAAGGGUUUAGAGUUUAAACUAAAGUUUACCUAUCUAUUGAAGUAAUCACUUAUUUUUCUUUAUCAUAGAUA
Molecule: messenger RNA, 2295 nt
Organism: Drosophila ficusphila
Lineage: Eukaryota; Metazoa; Arthropoda; Insecta; Diptera; Drosophilidae
Exons: 1
Coding region: 88-510 (140 amino acids)
Source: RefSeq, a predicted model, not a curated record